Messenger RNA from Leptopilina boulardi, 783 nucleotides. RefSeq names its product cytochrome c oxidase subunit NDUFA4-like. The coding region runs from base 361 to 633 and encodes 90 amino acids. The record is from RefSeq and is a predicted model, not a curated record. The transcript is spliced from 4 exons. Lineage: Eukaryota; Metazoa; Arthropoda; Insecta; Hymenoptera; Figitidae.
UAAAUGCGCCAAUAUUGCUUUACGUUUUAGUCAUCGUCAGUUUAACACGUUUAACGUCAAAAAAGAGACGUAUACUGCGUCGUGUUCUUUCAAAAUUUUUAAUGUUUUAAAUUAAAUUUUUUUUUUUGGUGUGAAUUUAUCUUGUCAAUUUUCAAGAUCAAAAAGCAACGGAUACGGAACUUUUUCCUUUAUUGAUUCACACAGUGACUUCAUAUAUUGUUUGGAAUCAACAUUUCAGCACGAGAGUCAUAUUUUUAAAAAGUGCAAUUUCUCUUCUAUAUUUAAUACAAAAUUAAUUCUUUUAAUAAAAAAAAAUUAUCCCUUUAAUUCUCAUUAAAAGAUAAUAAUUUAUUAAAUAAAAUGUCAUAUCGAAUGCAAGGCCUGACUUUAAGUGGACUUAAGAAGCAUCCAUCUUUAAUACCCCUUUUCGUAGCAUUGGGUUUUGGAUGUUCUGUCGCUGUUUUUUGCACUAUAAGAGCUGCUUAUACAAAUCCUGACAUUUCGUGGUGUAAUAAAAAAAAUCCAGAACCGUGGAACGAAUACAGUGAUAAGGAAUAUAAAAAGUUAAUUGACAUAAAGAAGAGUAAUUUUAACGCACGUAACUCAUCUAUUUGGGAUAUAGCAAGAAGUUAAAAAAAAUAAAAUGAAACGAAGAAAAUUCUACAAAUUAUUUAAGUUAUUUAAUUAAAUUGAUUUUAUUUUUUUUAUUAUAUUUAAAAAAUUAAAAGUAGUUGAAAUUGUAUAUAAGGUGAAGAAGAUAAAUAAAAAAAUAAAUAAAUAAAU